Messenger RNA from Sipha flava (yellow sugarcane aphid), 3842 nucleotides. Its product is annotated as ETS-like protein pointed. The record is from RefSeq and is a predicted model, not a curated record. Gene Ontology annotation, molecular function: DNA-binding transcription factor activity, RNA polymerase II-specific; sequence-specific DNA binding. Gene Ontology annotation, biological process: cell differentiation; regulation of transcription by RNA polymerase II. Gene Ontology annotation, cellular component: nucleus. NCBI's taxonomy places the organism in Eukaryota, Metazoa, Arthropoda, Insecta, Hemiptera, Aphididae. The transcript is spliced from 10 exons. The coding region runs from base 830 to 3640 and encodes 936 amino acids.
CGACGGGAACCGGCCAGCAGCAAUACACUCGGUCACCGCCGCCGCUGCCGCCGCCGCCGCCGUCUCUCAUUCAUCGUUUCGCCGCCGUAGCCAUAGUCUUCGCCGUGCCGUCUCCAUUGUUGCGCGUCGCCCGUCGCACUCGUCGGUCCGCGGACGUACAUACGCACACGCACCACGCACGCAUACGUACACUUGUCCGCUGCACGCGGCAUACUCAUCAUUUCUCGUGCGCGCACGCGCAUCUUUGUUUUAUUCGAUCUUAUAGUAUUGUUUUUACUGGCACCGUUUCGUAUUUUAUCUCUCCGUUCGUUUCAACGAUAUUUUCGUUCACCGAAACGGAAUUUAUCGCACCGCCGCCGACAGAGACCGUUCCCGCGGCCGUCAAGUCCGAUCCCAGGUAAAAACUCCGUCUCCACCACCGGUGCCCGUGGACGCGCGUUACGAUUCCGCUUCGUUCCGGAGGAUUUCUGUCUUUCCCGCGAUUUGGUUUUCGGCCGUUCAACGGUUCUCCGUCCGCGAAGUCCGCUCGUCAAGUUCCGGCGAACCCGUAAAGGUCUCUCUCUGCAGCCAAGUGCCACCGCGGGAGACGAACAAUAAGAAUGCGCUAUAAACGAUCCUCGGCGUAGUUGCACUUACACCGUUCCGAGCGUGCCUAAACUUCGACUGGACGACGGCCAGUUGAUUCACGACACUUAGACCCAUCAAGAUCGAAAAAUCCGUCUGAUCCGCCACCGCUGCUGCUCUUCGGUCGAUUUCAUUACAGGCGAGAAAUUACAAUUUUACCACCGGUGGUCACUAAAAAAAGUGGCUAACACCGGGUUAGAGUAGUAUGGACUCUGACGAAGACUUCAAACAUUAUUCGUCGUGCUAUUACGACGACGACACCGAUCGUGCUUUUUAUCCAGAAAACGCACAACAUCAACACCAGCUGGAUACUAAAAGUUGGUUCGACUGCGAAAAGACAGCAUUAGUGACAAAUCAGCAACCACAGGGCCCACCGCAACAGUUAAUACUUGACAAUAUUGUCACAUCAUCAGACAAUAAAGUUCGCAUUAGCAAAAGUGUCAAUCGAUGGACAAGUAAUACUGAAUUACCUAGGGAUUUAGUGUGUGAUGUAGAAACCAGUACUCAGCAAUCAGACAUGUCUUCCGGAGGUGAUGAAUUUCGAAGCAGCCCAAUUAUGAUGCCAUCGUCUGUGUCUUCUACAAUGAUGUUAUCCAACAAUAGUUGCAGUGCAAGUGAUAUGAACGGAGCUAUAACAGGCGAAAAUAGCUGUGGUGGACUCGUCGUCAUUAAACGAGAGCCCAACACACUUCAGGACUACAAAAGUAUCUCAACCAACUAUAGCAAUAACACGACGGAUGGAUGUAAUAUGCUUCAAAAAGUACCGUCUCUCAGUGAUUUGUCGGACCCAGAAAAUUCAUUAGACCAAACGCCGACUGCAACAAACGUAAACAGUACAAAUACUAAUGCUGGUGGACAGUUGGUUCCACCGCCUUUAACGCCAGGUACAAAUAAGAAAAUGACUGAAGCGCUGCAAGCUACAUUCGCAUCGUGGGAAAAAGAACGACACAAGUUUAAUGUACCAAAAGAUCCUAGACUCUGGACGGAAGCGCAGGCCGCGCACUGGUUCUGGUGGGCCUACCGCGAGUUCUCCGUGCCCGAGCCACCGCCCACGCCGCUGCUGCGCCGGGUCGUCUGCGGCGGAUCGCAGUUCCAGAAGUUCUCCUCGGCCGGCCCGAACACCGCGUCCACGAUCAUGGGCCGCGGCAGUCAGAUGAUUCGCGAUCGCGUCCGCCGCGGCCGCCGCCGCAUCCGCAGCACCAACAACAACGGCGGCAGAAAGUCGCCGGCGAGCAGCAACGACGACGGCGACGCGGACAAGGACGUGCAGGACGUGGACGACGACGACGACGACGACGACGUCGACGACGACGACGAACCGUACGACGAGUUGAUAUCGUCGUCGAGCAGCAACAAGCCGCUGUACGCCCGCAAGGGAAGGCACCUGUGCAACAUGGGACGCGAACGGUUCGUGGCCGAAGCGCCGCCGUUCUUGGGCGACAUUCUCUGGGAACACCUCGAAAUGAUGCAAAGAGAUGCCGACAGGGCCUUGUCGAUAACGAUGUUCGGUGGCAAUGGUCAAUUGCAUCCGUCUUCGUUGCACGGCGUCAACAGCAACGGUGCAUCAAGUUUUUACUCUGAAAAUUUCGGCCAACAACAGAACAGACACCAGUUAGACGACAUGUUCUCUUCCGCGUAUCCCGUGCCGCCGGUCGCGUCCGAACCGCAACAGCAUAUCCGGUUGCAAUCGCCUCCACACCGACUGAACCAUCGAAAUCGCAAUCUUCAUCACGGCCAACAAUACGAAACAGGAAUUACCUACACGACGAGCAUAGGCACCACAACACCACCCAGCCAAACCGGCGGCAGCGGUUCCACGACGCCGGACAACAACAACGCGGGCGGUUUGAUGGUUGGUGCCGGGGAGAACGUCAUGGAGUCAACCGUGUCGUCGCCUCCCGAGCUUUAUCCUCAACAGCAAGCACCUCAGCCGCCGCCAUCUUUACCUCUAAUUCAACAGCAGCAGCAGCAGCAGCAGCAGCAACUCAUGCAGCAACAGCAGCAGAGCCGUUACCAGCAGCACAGGGACUAUCACCAUCAACAACAGCACCGCGCUAAUCACGGCCGGUACAUGCAGCAGCAGGACAACAGCUACGCGGCCGAACAGCAGUCGUACCCGACGACCAGCGGCAGCCCGUACUUGGACGCGAGCGGCGGUACCACGUCGCCCUAUCUCAGCGCGGCCGGUACGUCCGUGCCGCCGUCCCAGUCGGCCGCUCAGACCGUGCCCAACGGCGCCACCACGACCACCGGACCGACUCAUCAGACCUCCGCGGCCACCACGGCCGUCGCGAUGUCAGCGGUCGACCACUGGACAGUGGCCGCGGCCGCGGCCGGUGCCGAUUCCGCGCUCCAGCUGCAGCACUUCAUGCACCAGCAACAGUACCAGCAGCAGCAGCAACAACAUCAGCAGCAGCAACAGCAUCAUCAUGGCCAUCAACAACAACAGCACCAUCAUCAACAGCAGCAGCAGCAGCAGCAACACCAUCAUCACCAUCAUUACAACAACAACAACCCGCACGUUCAACAGCAGCACCCGCAACACCAUUUGAUGGUACCCGGCGGCGGCAACAACAACAUGGGUGUCGAAAUAAAACCGUGUUUGCAAUUACAAGCGCCACCGCUCAUCACAAGUUACACGCCGAACGGUGGUCCCUGUUUUACCGGAAGUGGUCCAAUACAACUGUGGCAGUUCUUGUUGGAGUUGUUGACUGAUCGCACUUGCAAAGCGUUCAUAUCAUGGACGGGCGAUGACUGGGAAUUCAAACUGACCGAUCCGGAUGAAGUGGCCCGCAGAUGGGGCGUACGCAAGAACAAGCCCAAGAUGAACUACGAAAAGCUGAGCCGUGGCCUCCGGUACUACUACGAUAAGAACAUAAUACACAAAACGGCUGGCAAAAGAUACGUGUAUAAAUUUGUUUGCGAUCUCGAAAAUCUCCUUGGCUACAGUGCUCAACAACUGCACGCUCUAGUGGACUUCAAGCCGGAGUGUGGAAACAACAAAGACGACGAGUAGAUGGCGGUGUUCAUAGCCGUCGUCGUUUUUACUGUGUACGAUCGUAAAGACUGAGCUGCCGAACGAUAAUUCAAUAAUUCUCAUAUCUAUAACGAUAAAUUACGAUACCCAAAUAAAAACCGUAGACAUUAAAAUAAAAAUAUGAAUUUGACGAACACCGUGUGUCGCCUAAAAAUAAAACAUUAUUAUUAUGUACGGUUUA